AUAUAUCACCAAACAUAUCUGUAAUUUCUGCUCUCUUCUGUCUCUCUUUCUCCUUCUCAGACACACACAGUUUGGUGUUGUUGUUGUGGCUGAGAAAACAAAACGAACCUUGUGUGUCAGGUGAAAAAUGGGGAGGAAGUGCUCACAUUGUGGAAUCAUAGGCCAUAAUUCCAGGACCUGCACCUCUUUGAUCAGAGGUAGUUUUGUCGGGGUUCGCCUCUUCGGCGUUCAACUGGACAUAUCCUCCUGUCUCACCAUGAAGAAAAGCUUCAGCAUGGACUCCUUGCCCUUACCCUCUUCAUCAUCUUCUCCAUCUUCCUCCUUUUGUUCGUCAAGAAUAACGGUUGAAGAGAAUUAUGACAGAACCUCAUUCGGGUAUCUAUCAGAUGGUCUCAUUGCUGGAGCACAAGAGAGGAAGAAAGGAGUUCCGUGGACAGAAGAAGAACACAGAACAUUCCUAAUUGGAUUAGAGAAACUGGGAAAAGGAGACUGGAGGGGAAUCUCUAGAAACUAUGUGACUACAAGAACACCAACCCAAGUUGCAAGCCAUGCUCAGAAGUACUUCAUUCGACUAGCCAUGAUGAAUAAGAAGAAAAGACGUUCAAGUCUCUUUGACAUGAUUGGUAGCAAAAGCACAAAAACUACUCCUCAUCCAAAUAGCAGUUCAGAUUCUUGUAAUCAACAAGUUAAAUCCAAAUGUGAAGUUGAGAAGGAUGCUACUUUGUCACUGCUAACCUCCUUCCAACAAGAAACUAAAUCAGAUGAUGAUGAUGAGAAGAAAACUGGUGAUGAUAGAUACUCUAACGUUGAAGCAUCAGAAGCUGCAGAGCCUAUGUGGCUAUCCUAAAAUGCAGUAGGGCCUGAUCUGCAGCUCACUCUUGCAGCACCUAAAGUAAACACCUUGGAACAACCUAAGUCAUCCCCUGGUUCCUUCCUUCUUGGGUCAAUUAGUGUCACUUGAUUAAAGUAAUUAACUACAUAAAUAUGUUUUUCAUAGGCAAAUAUGUGAAGCUUAAUUAUACUAUUAUAUAUAAAUUUAGCAGGGAUAUAUGAAUCCUUUUAAUUAUUUGUUGUCUAGCUAGCAUCAACUCACUCAGAUAGAAGAUCUUCUCAUCUGAUCAAAGAAACAUAUUUACUUUUCUUGGUGUAGUCA
Molecule: messenger RNA, 1153 nt
Organism: Lotus japonicus
Lineage: Eukaryota; Viridiplantae; Streptophyta; Magnoliopsida; Fabales; Fabaceae
Product: transcription factor MYBS3-like
Exons: 3
Coding region: 128-847 (239 amino acids)
Biological process (GO): response to ethylene; response to auxin; response to gibberellin
Molecular function (GO): DNA binding
Source: RefSeq, a predicted model, not a curated record